Molecule: messenger RNA, 759 nt
Organism: Schistosoma rodhaini
Lineage: Eukaryota; Metazoa; Platyhelminthes; Trematoda; Strigeidida; Schistosomatidae
Source: the annotation of a GenBank genome assembly
AUGUCAGAAUCAUCAAAUGACUUAUUGGUUAUCGGAGCUGGUCUACCAAGAACUGGUACAAAAAGUUUAAAAAAUGCUUUAGAAAUCAUUUAUCAUAAACCAUGUUAUCAUAUGACUGAAAUUAUAAUCAAACAACAUAAUGAUAUAGAUAAAUGGCAAAAACUAUUUGAUGAAGCAUUGAAAAUGGAACCAACUAAUGAAUUAAUGAUUAAUGAUGGUUUAAAAGAAAUUUUAAUGAAUUAUGGUGCAGUAACCGAUGUACCAGCAUGUGGAUUCUAUAAAGAAUUAAUGAAUAUAUAUCCGAAUGCGAAGGUUCUAUUAACAAUACGUGAUAAAUAUGAUUGGUUACAUAGUUUACGUAAAGUAGUGUUACCCAAAUCAAAUGAUCCAUGGAAACUAAAAAUUGAAGAAGGUGAUAAAGUCUUAGGACUUAAUUCAGAUUUCCAUAAAUUAACUGAAGACUCAUUAAAGUUUGCAUUUCAAAAAGAUGAUCUUGAUUUAGAUGAUGAUCAAGUACUCCUUGAAUGUUAUGAUGAAUAUAAUAGAUUGGUACAAGAAACUGUACCAUCAGAUCGUCUUCUAGUACUUCGUCUUGGUGAUGGUUGGGAACCAUUAUGUAAGUUCUUGAAUGUGGAGAUACCCAAUGGAAUAGCAUACCCUUGUGUGAAUUCUCAUUAUCAGAUGACACAAUUAACAGAACAAUUAAUUAAACAUCAAUCGUUAGAUGCAAUCAUACACAUGUUCCCCGAUUUGAUAUAA